AUGUCGUUCAACACCCCGGCGGCUCGUGCUCCGCUUGGCGGUCGUCAGACCCACACUGCCGUCUCCGGCCGCAGCCUGAAGAUCGUGACGGAAGUCGGAAGCGGCAUCGGAUCUGGCCUCUCUCCAUUCGGCCAGAAUGCCGCCUCGACGAUCCGCGACUCGCGUGAGCGUGAGAAGAAGGAAAUGUCCGACCUGAACGAUCGAUUGGCUAGCUAUAUCGAGAAGGUUCGCUUCCUGGAAGCCCAGAACCGGAAGCUGGCCGCCGACCUCGACGCUCUACGCUCGAAAUGGGGCAAGGAUACGCACAACAUUCGCAACAUGUACGAGGGCGAACUCGUUGACGCCGGAAAGCUGAUCGAAGAGACCCAGAAGCAGCGCCGCGAGCUGGAGGACCAAAUCAAGAAGAUGCAAAACGAGCUGGCCGAGGUUCGCAGGAAGUACGAUGAAGCCGUCGCCGGCCGCCACCACGACCGCGCCAAGAUUGACCAGCUGCUCGUCACGCUCUCCAACAUUGAGGCCGAGAUCAACCUGCUGAAACGCAGAAUUGCUCAGCUCGAGGAUGAGGUGAAGAGGAUCAAGCUGGAGAACCAGCGUCUGCACAGCGAGUUGCAGCGCGCCAGGACGGACCUCGACCAGGAGACCCUCAACCGCAUCGAUAACCAAAACCAAGUCCAAACCCUCCUCGAAGAGAUCGACUUCCUGCGUCGGGUCCACGAUCAGGAGAUCAAGGAGUUGCAGAUGUUCGCCGCCCGCGACACCACCCCGGAGAACCGCGAGUACUUCAAGAAUGAGCUCAGUUCGGCGAUUCGCGAGAUCCGUGACGAUUAUGACCAGAUGAGCAACGUGCACCGCACCGACAUGGAGUCGUGGUACCGUCUGAAGGUGCAGGAAAUCCAGACGCAAUCGGCUCGCCAGAACAUGGAACAAGGCUACGCCAAGGAAGAGGUCAAACGCCUCCGCACCCAGCUCACCGACCUGCGCGGAAAGCUGGCUGACUUGGAGGGCCGCAACUCCCUCCUCGAGAAGCAGAUCCAGGAGCUGAACUACCAGCUCGAGGACGACCAGCGCUCGUACGAGGCUGCCCUCAACGAGAGAGAUGCCCAAAUCCGCAAGAUGCGCGAAGAAUGCCAAUCCCUCAUGGUGGAGCUGCAGAUGCUCCUCGACACCAAGCAGACCCUCGACGCAGAAAUCGCCAUCUACCGCAAGAUGCUGGAGGGCGAAGAGAACCGCGCCGGGCUCAAGCAGCUCGUCGAGCAGGUCGUCAAGACGCACGGGAUUCAGCAAGAGGUUGAUACUGAAACGAUGCGCGUGGUCAAGGGCGAAACCGCUUCGCGUCAGUCGUUCCAGCGCUCCGCUAAGGGCAACGUUGGCAUCCACGAAGCCUCCCCCGACGGCAAGUACAUCGUCCUGCAGAACACCCACCGCGCCAAGGACGAGGCCAUCGGCGAGUGGAAGCUCAAGAGAAAAAUCGACGGCAAACGCGAGAUCGUCUACACCCUUCCCGUCAACUUUGUUCUGCGCGCCGGCAAGACGGUUAAGAUUUUCGCCAAGAACCAGGGCGUAGCCUCCCCGCCCGACCAGCUCGUGUUCGACGGCGAGGACUCGUUCGGCUCGGGCAGCUCGGUGCACACCAUCCUCUACAGCAAGGAUGGAGAGGAACGCGCCACCCACAUCCAGCGCCAAUCCACCACCAAC
Molecule: messenger RNA, 1695 nt
Organism: Mesorhabditis spiculigera
Lineage: Eukaryota; Metazoa; Nematoda; Chromadorea; Rhabditida; Rhabditidae
Source: the annotation of a GenBank genome assembly